CCGAGACGAGAGCGGCGCCAGCCUGCUUUACCGACAUCGAUGGUGGCGGCGGUCAGCGCCGGCCACGGCAUCUCCAACUACUACUCUUCAAAGAUUGACGAGCUGGAGGUGGUGGUGCGCGAGAAGACGCAGAACCUGCGGCGGCUGGAGGCGCAGCGCAACGAGCUCAACUCCAAGGUGCGACUGCUGCGCGAGGAGCUGUCUCUGCUGCAGGAGCCGGGGUCGUACGUCGGCGAGGUCGUCAAGGUGAUGGGCCGGAAGAAGGUGCUGGUGAAGGUGCAUCCCGAGGGGAAGUACGUCGUCGACAUUGACAAGACGAUUGACAUCACAAAGCUGAAUGCCAACGACCGCGUCGCGCUGCGCAACGACUCGUACACGCUGCACCUGGUGCUGCCGUCCAAGGUGGACCCGCUCGUCUCGCUGAUGAAGCUCGAGAAGGUGCCCGACUCGACCUACGACAUGAUUGGCGGCUGCGACAAGCAGAUCAAGGAGAUCAAGGAGGUAAUGGAGCUCCCGAUCAAGCACCCGGAGCUUUUUGAGUCGCUUGGCAUCGCCCAGCCCAAGGGGGUGCUCAUGUACGGCCCUCCCGGGACCGGCAAGACGCUGCUCGCCCGCGCCGUCGCACACCACACCGACUGCACCUUCAUCCGCGUCUCCGGGUCGGAGCUGGUCCAAAAGUACAUCGGAGAGGGCUCGCGAAUGGUGCGCGAGCUCUUCGUCAUGGCGCGCGAGCACGCGCCCUCCAUCAUCUUCAUGGACGAGAUCGACUCCAUCGGCGGGCAGCGCCAGGACGGCGAGGGAGGGGGCGACUCGGAGGAGGUUGUGAUGGCGACGAACCGCAUCGACAUACUCGACUCGGCGCUGCUCCGGCCCGGCCGCAUCGACCGCAAGAUCGAGUUCCCCAACCCGAACGAGGACGCGCGGCUCGACAUCCUGCGCAUCCACUCGCGCCGUAUGAACCUCACCCGCGGUAUCGACCUGCGCAAGAUCGCCGCGCAGAUGAACGACGCCUCCGGCGCGGAGACCAAGUCGGUCUGCACCGAGGCGGGCAUGUUUGCGCUGCGCGAGCGGCGCGUGCACGUGACGCAGGACGACUUUGAGAUGGCGGUGGCCAAGGUGAUGAAGAAGGACAACGAGAAGAACAUGUCGCUCAAGAAGCUCUGGAAGUGACACCCAUGUAGUACUCGUGUAAACAUAAAUGCAGCGUUGUUCAGCGCUCUCUCAUUC
Messenger RNA from Emiliania huxleyi CCMP1516, 1227 nucleotides. RefSeq lists its product as hypothetical. The record is from RefSeq and is a predicted model, not a curated record. The transcript is spliced from 8 exons. Gene Ontology annotation, cellular component: proteasome regulatory particle, base subcomplex. The coding region runs from base 40 to 1170 and encodes 376 amino acids. Gene Ontology annotation, molecular function: proteasome-activating activity; ATP hydrolysis activity; ATP binding. Gene Ontology annotation, biological process: proteasome-mediated ubiquitin-dependent protein catabolic process. Lineage: Eukaryota; Haptophyta; Isochrysidales; Noelaerhabdaceae.